Silurus meridionalis is the source of this 1592-nucleotide messenger RNA. RefSeq lists its product as uncharacterized. The record is from RefSeq and is a predicted model, not a curated record. The transcript is spliced from 13 exons. Gene Ontology annotation, cellular component: ER to Golgi transport vesicle membrane; endoplasmic reticulum exit site. Gene Ontology annotation, biological process: COPII vesicle coat assembly; Golgi organization; autophagy. Bases 229 to 1443 code for a protein of 404 amino acids. NCBI's taxonomy places the organism in Eukaryota, Metazoa, Chordata, Actinopteri, Siluriformes, Siluridae.
AUGCAUGCAUGCAUUAAUAUGUUCAUGCAUUUCGUGUGUUUCUGUGGGUUUUUCAUCAAUGUUUCUGAAACUAUGUGUAUUAUGUGUAAUGGCUCUGGGAAAAGAUGUAAAUAAUAGCAGUGAUUUUGAGUAUAAAUGUAUUUGUGAAGCUAAUUGUAAAGGUGACUGACACCAUGUGGGUUUUAUGGUGUGUUUUGAGCAGCAAUAAAAGAAAAAUCUCUCUCCGUUAUGACGUCACAUGGCGUCUGUUGUUUUCAUAAAAGCAGUUGCUUUUGGAGUUGGUGGUCAUUCGAUCCCAUCGAUCACUGGAGAAGUAGGCUGAAAAUGGAACCCAUAAAAGUUCCUGAUGAUCACACACCAUGUCCUGGAAACAAAUCUUUGGUUUCAGACGUGAACGUCGUGGAUCAACCUCAAAUACCUCAAGAGACACUUCUGUUUCCAGGUCCUCUUAUGAGGGAUACAAUGCAGAAAAAUAACCUGAUCCAGUUUAUCCUUCAGACACAACAGUUGUGUCUCCAACACAACCAAGUGGAGAACUAUUUCUUUUGGCAGAUCAUGGAACUGUCCUGCAAUGAGAAUGGAAAAGUGAAUAUGUGUAAAAUCGCUCCUCUCCUCUUCAAUGGUUACAGCAUGCUGAAGAAGAAGGCAGCAGAGCUCAACAUGAACCUCAAGACCUGGUGCAUUCCUCUGGUGCAGCUUUUGUACUCCUCAGGGUUGGAUGAUGAGCGCAGAGAAGCUGUGAUUAUAAUGGGAGAUGAUUUAGCCUCCAGAGGUCUGAUCUCCGCAGCGCACCUCUGCUACGUGCUGGCAAAAGUGGAGCUGGGGUCACGCAGCCAGUUUCAGCUGAUCGGAUGUGACAGAAUACCAUUUGGCCUCAUGGUCCAGGAACAAGCCUUCAUAAGAACCGAGAUGUACGAAUACAUUCUGUCGAUCUCCUCAGGACUUGCACAGCCGAGCUUCCAGAUCUUCAAGUUAUGCCAUGCCAGCAGGUUGGCUAUGUAUGGUCAGUUGGAUUUGGCCCGUGAAUACUGCAAGACCAUCGCUAUGGCAGCCCUCUCUUUCCCCGACAGCUUCAAAAGGACCUUUUACAAUCGCCUUCUUUCGAUGUCUUUAAAACUGUUUGAAGGGAACAGAACAAAACCUGACUGGCUGAUGGACAUCUGGCAGCUGCGAGACAUUAAAUUAGCGGAUGCCAAAUUAAAUAUUCAUAUAUACGAAUGCUGCCGGAAACCUGGCAAGAACCUCACUUUGAAGCCUCCUAACCCAGGUGUGUUUCAUUCAUGGUACACCGUUGGAGAGGCACUGGGGAGGGACACGUCUUUGCAGGCAUUCGGAAUAAAGACGGUAAAACGGUCGCCAUUAAAUACAUUGACAAGAAAGGCAAUGCCAGACUCACAAGCGUUCCCAGUAGGAUGUACGAGGUUCCUUUGGAGGUGGCGCUGAUGAAGGCUGUGUCGGCUCAACCUCGCUGUAACAACGUGUUAACUCUGUUCGACUGGUUUGACAUGCCCGAUCACAUCAUCAUGGUCCUGCAGCAUCCCAGUCCCUGUAUGAACCUCAGCGACUAUCUUCAGCUUCAAAAGAAUCCUCUG